This is a messenger RNA of Tauraco erythrolophus (red-crested turaco), 1491 nucleotides long. The record is from RefSeq and is a predicted model, not a curated record. Lineage: Eukaryota; Metazoa; Chordata; Aves; Musophagiformes; Musophagidae.
UCUGGGCGAGCGCGGUCUGGGAUCUGGACUUCACCGAGACCGAGCCUCUGGAUCCCGGGAUAGCAGAGGCCAUCACGGAAGAUGGGCUCGAUGCUUUCACAUGGCUUUACCAGUCUCUGUCGCCCUUUGCUGCGGAGGACCGGGAGAACAGAGCGAAUAUCUGGACCUUGUUUGCCGAAAACAACUUCUCCCAUAAUGCUCUCGUGGCCGUGUUGCAUCACUUUGUCCAAGCGGGCCAGCAUAAAAGAGCGGACGCACAGCAGAGGGUUUACGCGCUGCACGCGGCUGGGUUGUACUUCUUACUGCUGGAAAUCCCAGCACGUGACCAGCUAGGAGGAGUCAAUCAGCUGGUGAACCUGCUGGAGAACGUCGUGGCUGAUGACAUGUCAUAUGGAUACAGCUCCCAGGACAAUGCCUUUGUCCUGGCCAUCUAUUUGGCUGCCAGAGCAAAUGGAGAGGUGGCCAGACGAUUUGAUGCUCUCUCCAUGGAAGAGAUACUGGAAGAGGAGGAGGAGGAGGAGGAGGAAGAGGAUUGUGAAAAUGUUUACUUUUCAACGGAUGAUCUUCUUCAAGUUCGCAACUCGAUCUUCCUUCUGUUGAAAAACUUCCUAAGACUUCUACCAAAGUUCUCCCUCAAAGAUAAACCUCAAUGUGUGCAGAACUGCCUGCAGAUCUUUGUUGGAAUGACAAACUUCGAGCCAGCAGUACAUGAGUUUGAGUUUUCAGCAGCAAUGAAUGUUAACGAAGCCAAGUAUGUUCCCGAGCUGGCCUAUCGUGGACUGCGAUUAUUGUGUUCCCCUCUACAUGGUGCAGAAGAUAAGAUUCUUCGUUGUGUCUUCCAGCGAAUCCUCAAUGUCAUUCUUAUGCUGGAAAGUGGUGCGGGUUCCAGACGUGCAGUCCUUCCAAUCACGUCAGCUGUGAUCAGCGCCAGGAAUCAGGCUAUAAAAUUCAUCAGUUCCGUAGUAGAUGAGCUGAAAGAAGUUGUUUUUCCUGUUCUUCGAAUAUUACUGCAGCAUAUCUGUACCAAGGUCCCAGAUAAGGCUGAUUAUCGCAUGUAUGCUGCACAGGCCUUGGUGAAUUUGCUGGAUAAACUUCCUUGUAUAGAGUUUGCUGACUUCAUCGCUUGGCUUUAUAAAUACUCCCGCAACGCUAAAAUUGCCUACAGAGUGUUUGCUCUUGAUGUAGCGUUAGCUUUGUUGGAUGUGCCCGAGAGGAACUUGGACAGCUCCUUGCCCCCGGAUCAUCAGAAGUUUCUAAAGCAUAAGUUUUUGGUACAGGUCAUGGUGUUUGGCCGGUGUUCAGACAAAGCACCCGUGGUCCGUAGCAAAGCGUUAAGCAGCUUUGCACACUGUCUCGAAACGAAAGCUGCUGCUACCUCGGAGAGCAUACAGGACUUAUUACAAAGCUCUGUGUCCAAUCAUUCGCUGAAGACCUUACCGACUUUCAAAAGCAUUGAGUUGACAGACCACAGCAAUACCACUAUGCUUGAUG